Molecule: messenger RNA, 4226 nt
Organism: Mya arenaria
Lineage: Eukaryota; Metazoa; Mollusca; Bivalvia; Myida; Myidae
Product: G patch domain-containing protein 1-like
Exons: 19
Coding region: 1-3237 (1078 amino acids)
Biological process (GO): mRNA processing
Cellular component (GO): nucleus
Molecular function (GO): RNA binding
Source: RefSeq, a predicted model, not a curated record
AUGGCGGCGCACAGUGAUUCUGACGAAGAUGAAACGUUUGUUUCAAUUGGAACGGCUUUGGAUGUUCCUGAUAAAGAUGAGCCAGUUAAAAAGCCUAUCACUGUUCAAGACAUGUCUGUCAAGGACAGUAAAGGACGAGUUCGGUUCCAUGGAGCCUUCACAGGUGGCUUCUCUGCUGGGUACUUCAACACAGUGGGAUCCAGAGAAGGAUUCACCCCUUCCACAUUUGUUUCAUCAAGAGAGAAGCGGACAGAUGGCUCAGGCUCGGGACAAAGACCAGAGGAUUUUAUGGAUGAAGAGGAUAUUAGUGAGCAUGGAAUAGCCCCCAGGAAGUUUGUAACGAGUGCCCAGUUUACCUCGGAAGAGAGGAAGAAGCGGACAUUUGAUGAGGCCAAACUUGCAACAGCAGAUUCCAUUUUGGGAGGGGACACAACACUGUUAAACCUAAUUGUCCCUGAAAGAAUUACUGUAGGAGUGCGACUAUUGAGAAAGAUGGGCUGGAAGGAAGGGCAGGGAGUGGGACCCAGGUUGUCAAGGAAACAGAAACAAGCUGAAGGCAGAAGGAUCUAUGGCUGCACUGGGCCACCAAGCCCCGACAGUGGAGACGACGGUCUUGAUGAUGAAACAGUCUUGUCUGACGUCACAUUUGCUCCGACUGACACAGCGCAUAUACUGCUUGGUGCCAAGGACAACACCCAUGGUCUAGGCUACAGCGGGUUGGACCCCAGGAAAGCCCUGCCCUCUACACACAUCAACCUGUUUGAGGCCCCAACUGUACGGAAAUCUGGCGCCAGUAGAAGAGGAAUACGAGGACAGGGGUUUGGUGUCGGUGCUCUGGAGGAUGAGGAUGAUGAUGUCUACGGUAUGGAUGACAUGUCCAAAUAUGACAUGACGAUGGGCGAUGAGGGAGAUGACAAGUUUGGAUGGACUGCACCAACUCAUAGGGGUCAGAAGCAGCAGACACCAGUGGGCUAUGUGGGGCAACUGCUAGAUGGGUUUUCUCUCUCCUCCAAGAAACUGGUCCAGAAGAAAGACUUCCCACCCCCUUCCCUCCCCAGGGACUUUAGACCAGUGCACAGAUUCAAAAAGUCAGAUGACCAGUCAAUAGUAAUGACUAGAAACCAGUCCAGUACAGGUGUGGACUACAGGCAGUUCCUAAAACCUUCUGAUGCUGGGCCCAGCCCUGUGCCUGGAACCAGCAGCUCUGGUUUGGUUCCAGGCUCAGCACCUGUCAGUGUGGGUCAAGGUUCAUCAGCUAGGGAGAAGCGCCAUGAUGCUACAAGUAGAGGUGUCGCUCUCGGGGAGCAGGCAUUUGUUGGAUCUGUGUUUGAUCUUAUACCCAAGGAAGAAAAGGAGAGAAUAAAUCAAGCCAAGCAAAAUACUGAUACCACAGCAAUCGUGAACUUCCCUUUAAGAACAUUUGUCAGUUCUGAGACACUUGAAGGUAGUGAAGAUCAACCUAAGGGAGAUAAUUCCACUACUACUGAAUCUACCUCCAAUGUUGAAGAGCAUAGAAAGAGUGGUGUCCCUUUAUUCCAGGGAGCAGCCAUUUUCAAACCAUUCAGCAAAGAUCCAGCUAAACAGUUGCGAUAUGAUAAAUAUCUAGAAGCAGUCAAACAUGGGCACAAAGACCCAUACCUGUUAGUUGGUAUGCCCGGAAAAACAGAUUGGGAGAAAGAGAGAGAGCGGGAGGAAUUUAGCAAGGCCGCCCACCUGUACCGACCUCUAGCAUCAAUGAUGGCCGCACGAUUUACACGUGCAGGAACAAUUGAGGAUGGUGAGGAAGAUGUAAAGGCUGAACAAAAAAUUGACCAGACAGACGCAGAGAAAGCAGCUUCCAUGAAGAUGUACGGGAAGCUGACUAGGGAGGACGAAGAGUGGCACCCUGACAAUCUAGUCUGUAAACGAUUUAAUGUGCCAAACCCAUACCCAGGGUCUACAAUAGUUGGCCUAAUUUCAGCAAAGAGGGACAAGUACUCUGUGUUCAAUUUCCUUAACUUCGCUAACCCAACAGAGAUGGCCUAUGAUAGGAGGGGGUCCCAACCCCAGGAAAUACCACCUCCAGAAGAAACGAAAAAAGACAAUGCUAAAACUGAUACAGAUAAGACUGAUACUACUAGUAAGGUUGAUAAAGAAUUGAACAAGGGAAAAGCCAUGAAAUCAAUAUUCAGCCAUCUUAUUGAUGCUGAAAAAGGGGCACAAAAGGCAUCUAACCUGAAAAGUGAUAAACCGGUUUCAUUUAGUGUUAAAUCUGUACAAUCAAACAAACCUAAAGAGUUUAAGUCUAUAUUUAGCCAUCUUGAGAAAGGGGAGAAUACUGUGAAACCUGCACCUGUUGCCAUGGAAACAGAUAACGAUGAAAAUGCUGCGGAUGCUGGUAAAACAGCAGCUGGGAAGUCUGUCAGUAAAACAGACAAGUUUGCUGAACUUGUUGAAAAAUCAGAGACUGAUGGUGCUCCAGCUAUGGACCUGUUCAGAGCUAUAUUUAGAAACACUGACUCCGAGGAUAGCUCCAGUUCUGAGGAGGAGGAUGGAGAGGAUAGUUCCUCAAAACUACCAGAUGCACAGGAUAGUUCCUUUCAACCAGCUUUUUCAAUCUCCGACUCAGUUGAGGCCACUCCUGCCACAUCACUACCAGGCUUUACUGCCCCACACCAACAGUCCACAUUAGCAGCCUCUGGAUCCUCCGUAGCCCUGCCCCCAGAGGUCAGACCCAUGGAGACUGGAAAGGGGUCAGCUGGUCAGCCCCAGGAUUCCAGUGGGGAUGAAUCAGAUGCAUAUGGACCUGCUUUACCUCCUUCCCUACCACAAGGUGCUGCAUCAGCAUCAAAUGAUAAAUGGAGAGACCCGCCAGCUGGUGACUUCAUUGAUCUCACUAAUGAUAAAUCGAGAAACCGGCCAGCUGGUGAUAUCAUUGAUCUCACUAAUGAUAAAUCGAGAGACCGACCACCUGAUGACUACGUAGACCUUACAAAAGAGUCAACCAAAAAACACAAACACAGACACAGAGACAAACAUAAACACAAGAAAGAGAAAAAGGAGAAGCGAAAGAAAAGUAAGCACAAGAAGAAAGGCCGCAAAAAGGAGAAACGUUCCAGACAUAUCAAUGAAAGUUCUGACUCUUCUGAACGGGAGGAGAGCAGUGACGAGGAUGAUAGGGAAACAGACAAGGAAAUAAUCAAUAGGCUGAAGUCAUUGAAAUCAGCACAGAGACAGAGGGCGGUAGACUUCAUGUAAACAGAUUCUCAAGCUGUUGGUCUUACACAUUUGAUGGACUUUUCCUUAUCUAGUGCUGUUAACUGUGAUAAUUUGUGUUUUCUCCUUGAUGCAUUACAGAUUUAAAACAAUUUUCAUUACAACAGACAACUAUACUUUUUAAGCGGAAUAAAGAAAUUGUUAUUAAUAACAAAAAUUGUCUUAAAUGAUGUCCAGUUGUUUAAUGAUUACAUGUUUUUUAUCACAGUUAUUUUACACAUAAAUGUUACUGUGAUACAGCGAUACAAACUACAUGGUACUUCUCAAAGUUAGUGACAAUUGUCACACUUAGAUCAUCAUUAAAAAUUGCUUUUUCUUCGAGAACCGCUAUGGUUAUGCAUGCUCAGUUUCUUUAUUCCAUUAGUUUAUUAAGAUAUAUAUAUGAUAUUUAAUUAUGAAAAAAAUAAAAAUCCAAUCUCCCAUUAACUUCCAGGGAACUUGGUUGCCCUUUCACAGACGAUAAACUGUCAAUGUGAAUGUAUCUUCAGGAAUAAUCUGUGAUUUAAAGUAGACUGUAACCAGGUCCUGGCUUAAUCAGAUAAAGGAAAUUUUAACUUGAUUGUUGAUUCAGUUGUUCUAUUUUCUUCAUAAAUGUUUAAAAUUUAUUUCCUUGAUAUUCCUUUUUUCUGGCGCUCUUGUAAUAUUUAAGCCUAAUCAUUCAUAAAAGGGUUAGGUUUACAAGUCACAUUUUUAGCCCCGCAAUUAUUAUUUUUUAAUUUAAAUUUCAUCAAACUAUAUUUCUAAUACUUUAUUAAAAAUUGUUUUAGAACUUCACAGAGUUAAAAAUGUGAAUUUUUCCCCUUUUUCAUGUAUUUGAUCAAAUACAAUGAGUUGCUCGAUAUUGUAACAUAAAAAAUAUUAAAACCAAACACUUUGUGUAUGUGUAUACUAGGCAAAAUAUGAAUGUUGAAGGAUGCAGCCACUCUGGAAAAAAGGAAAAUAUUAAAUGCUCAAAUAAAAAUAAAAAGCCA